This is a messenger RNA of Arachis ipaensis, 908 nucleotides long. Lineage: Eukaryota; Viridiplantae; Streptophyta; Magnoliopsida; Fabales; Fabaceae. The record is from RefSeq and is a predicted model, not a curated record.
GAACUCUUAGUAUUUUCUCCUCCAGAACUAUUUUUAUGUUACAAAACCAAACACAAAUACAUUUGGUAAUAUGAAUGAAUUAUACAUUAAAAGAGAGAAUAAUAUAUGUACUUUUGGCAAGGAAGCCAGUGGCUCCAGUGAUGAGAAUGGUCUUAUCCUUAACGAAGUGGAGUAUGCUUCCCAACUCCAUUAUUGAAACAGAACAAAGAGAGCGAGAAAAAUGUAUGACACGUUGGACAUGAUGCUUUACUAGCUUAUUCCCCUCUAAACCAGCCCUCCAUUCAUCAAAGGUAUGUCUCAAAAAAAGAAGAGAAAUUACUACCUUUAAAAAAUUCAUGGCAAGACAUAAUGAUUUAGGAUGUGUACGUUUGUUUCAACUUAUGUUGCAUUGUGACAGGUUGUUUAGUGGUGUGGACAACAUAUACUGUGUGUUCUUGGGGAGCUUGCACAACCUUAGCAUGCUGAACAAGCAAUAUGGGCUAUCAAAGGGAACCAAUGAGGCAAUGUUCAUCUUUGAAGCCUAUAGGACCCUCCGUGAUAGAGGUCCAUACCAUGCUGAUCAAGUCCUCAAGGAACUUGAGGGCAGUUUUGGAUUUGUCAUCUAUGACAACAAGGAUGGAACUGUUUUUGUUGCUUCUGGUUCUAAUGGCCAGAUUGGACUCUAUUGGGGUAUUGCAGUUGAUGGAUCAGUAGUUGUUUCUGAGGACUUGGAACUUAUCAAAGCAAGUUGUGCUAAAUCUUUUGCUCCCUUCCCAACUGGUAUGCAAAUUUAGCUAGAAUGCAAAAUCACUUGUAUGUUGUUGUCACUAGUUAUAAAGUAAAUAAAAAUUGUACAUCUAAAUAGUUUUGAAAUAAAGUAAUUAAACAAAUAAAAUUUACUCAAAACCACUUAAUUUUGAACUAAUUUG